AUGGUAGAGCACUACGAUAUUGUCAUUGUAGGAGCUGGCCCCGUUGGCCUGCUCCUGUCGACUUGCCUGGCGAGAUGGGGUUACAAAAUCAAGCACAUCGAUAACAGGCCCGAGCCCACACUUACCGGACGAGCUGAUGGAAUCCAACCCCGAUCACUCGAUUUAUUGCGAAACAUGGGUCUGAAGAGAGCGAUCAUGGAGAAUGAGCCUGCGAAGGUGUACGAGGUCGCAUUUUGGGAUCCAUCAAAGGAGGGCAUUCAUAGGACAGGCACAUGGGCUUCAUGUCCUAAAUUCAUCGAUGCGAGAUACCCUUUUACCACUCUUCUGCAUCAGGGAAUGAUCGAGCGCGUGUUCAUCAACGAUAUCGAGAAGCACGAUACACGGAUACAACGUCCUUGGAAGAUUACAGGGUUUGAGAACGAUGGAAAGGAUGCAGAGUAUCCGGUACAAGUGAGCAUUGCUCAUGUGGACGGUGGUCAAUCGGAGAACCUUCGCGCAAAGUACCUCUUCAGUGGCGAGGGAGCUCGCAGCUUUGUUAGAGAGCAAUUGAAAGUGGGGAUUACUCACAAAGAUCCCAUCGCACAUGUGUGGGGUGUCAUGGAUGGUGUAGUGCGGACYGACUUUCCUGACAUCAAGAUGAAAUGCACGAUUCACUCUGACACCGGCUCCAUCAUGGUCAUCCCUCGCGAGAACAAUAUGGUCCGUCUGUACAUUCAGAUCGCAUCGUCCACUGAUAAAGAUUGGAAUCCACGGAAGACUGCAACGACCGAAGAGGUACAGGAGAGGGCCAAGAAGAUUAUGAAGCCCUACUCCAUUACGUGGGACCGUGUGGAAUGGUUUUCGGUGUACCCAAUUGGUCAGGGUAUCGCAGACAGGUACACUUUGGACGAGCGUGUAUUCAUGGGUGGAGAUUGCUGCCAUACACAUUCGCCAAAGGCUGGUCAAGGCAUGAACACCGCUUUCCUCGACGCUCAGAACUUGGCAUGGAAGAUCCACCACGUCGAAUCCGGAUUCGCAGACCGCUCCAUUCUCAAAUCUUACGAGAGUGAGCGAAAAUACGUUGCAGAGAACCUCUUGAACUUUGACGCACAAUACGCGAAACUAUUCUCAACCAACAAACCAUCUGCGAGUGUCGUCAAGGACGCAAGCAACAAAACAGACAAGAACGACGGCAAGGAUGCUGACAGUGAGGAGAAUGAGUUCAUCAAGACUUUCAAGGCGUCCUGCGAAUUCACAUCUGGAUACGGAGUUGCAUACCUCGAGAAUGUCUUCAACUGGUCGGAAUCGCAUCCCGCACAACAUCCAGCUUUUCUGUCAGAGCCCAAAGGCACUACCAAGCUCCGCACAGGACGGAUAUUGGUCCCAGCAACUGUGACACGAGUAGCGGAUGCUAACGUUGUUCACCUUGAGCAAGAAAUCCCCCUUAAUGGCUCAUUCCGGUUGUACCUAUUUGGAGGCAAACCUUCUUCAACCAAGAAAGCCAUUGCAGACUUUGCGGCGAACCUCAAGAAGAAGACAUCCUUCUACUCCCAGUUCUCACGAGAGGAUCUUGCCACCGUCGACUACCACGAGCGGCAUAACCCUCACAGCAAGUUCUUCACCAUCAACACCAUUUUCAACGCAAAGCGCCCUGAGAUUGAGGUUCGGGAUCUGCUGCCUGAUGUUCUAGCAAGGUACUUUGACCAUGWGUAUGCUGAUGMUGUUUGGGACGAGCGUGUACCGAACGCCACAGCCGCUGCACAUGCGAAGAUGGGUCUUUCUGAAGAACAGGGCGGUGUUGUGGUUGUAAGGCCAGAUGGCUAUGUUGGAUGUGUGGUGAAGCUUGAGGAGGGCAGCGGGACUGUUGAUGCGAUCAACCAAUACUUCGCGGCAUUCUGCACAAAGCCAAUUGGCGGUGAGAGAGCGCAGCUAUGA
Molecule: messenger RNA, 1914 nt
Organism: Ramularia collo-cygni
Lineage: Eukaryota; Fungi; Ascomycota; Dothideomycetes; Mycosphaerellales; Mycosphaerellaceae
Product: probable phenol 2-monooxygenase
Exons: 2
Coding region: 1-1914 (637 amino acids)
Molecular function (GO): FAD binding
Source: RefSeq, a predicted model, not a curated record